UUUGUUCUGCUAAACUAAUGGCGGUUUAGAGAUUCUUUUCAUCUUUUUUAGUAAAACCCUAAUAAAUCCUUAAAAAUGGCGAUAUUUAGAGCCAUAUAUUCUUCUGCUAGGAAUUUCUCUUCUGCAACCGCCCGUUCAUUGCGUGUUUGUGUUGUCGGCAGCGGUCCUGCUGGUUUUUACACCGCCGAGAAGAUGCUGAAAGCACAUGAAGGAGCAGAAGUUGACAUCAUUGAUAGACUGCCGACCCCAUUUGGAUUGGUUCGUUCCGGAGUAGCACCAGAUCACCCUGAAACAAAGAUCGUAAUCAACCAAUUUUCCCGGGUUGCGCAUAAUGAACGGUGCUCAUUCUUUGGGAAUGUGUCUCUUGGGUCCUCCAUUUCUUUGUCCGAGCUCCGCCAAUUCUAUCAUGUGGUUGUGCUUGCUUAUGGUGCUGAAAGUGAUAGAGCUCUUGGUAUACCAGGAGAGGACUUGAAUGGUGUGCACUCCGCCAGAGAAUUUGUUUGGUGGUAUAAUGGGCACCCAGAUUUCAGCAACUUGGCACCAGACUUAAAGAGCACCGACACAGCCAUUGUUCUUGGCCAGGGUAAUGUGGCUCUUGAUGUUGCACGGAUUCUUUUAAAACCUCCUACAGAGUUGGCAAUAACUGAUAUUGCUAGCCAUGCUUUGGCUGCUCUCAAGGAAAGCUCCAUAAGGAAGGUUUACCUUGUUGGCAGACGUGGACCAGUACAAGCAGCUUGUACAGCGAAAGAGCUACGAGAAAUUCUUGCUAUCAAGGAUUUGUACGUGAACAUCAAGGAAACCGAUCUCCUAAAAACCUCUGCAGAUGAGGAAGAAAUGAAGACCAAUCGCAUACGGAGGAGGGUCUUUGAGUUGUUAUCCAAGGCAUCCUCAUCAAGUGCAUCCCGUCCAAGUCCAGGUCAACGCGAGCUGCACUUCACUUUCUUCCAGAAGCCUGAGAAGUUUCUAGAAUCAAAUGACCAAAGUGGCCAUAUUGGCGGGGUGAAUUUUGAGAAGACAAUACUAAAAGGAAGUGCUAGCUCUGGAAAUCAGAUUGCAGCAGGUACAGGAGAGUAUGAGGAUCUGGAAUGCGGAUUGGUACUGAAGAGCAUAGGUUACAAAUCUGUACCAGUUGAUGGUCUACCUUUUGAUCAUUCCAAAGGUGUGGUCCCAAAUAUAAGAGGGCGUGUUCUAUCUUCUUCUCGUUUUGCUCAACCUGAGGGUGGCUUGUAUGUAUGUGGGUGGUUAAAGAGAGGGCCAACUGGAAUAAUUGGUACAAACCUUUAUGAUGCAGAAGAAACUGUGGCGAGCAUCUCUGACGACAUUGAAAAAAGAGAGAGAAUAUCUACAUCAACAAAGCAAGGCAGAGAGGGGCUUCUUCAAUUGCUUGAAAGCAGGAAAAUUCAAGUCAUUACAUUCAGUGAUUGGGAAAAGAUAGAUUCUGAAGAGAAGAGGCGUGGCAGUUUAAUCAGGAAACCUCGAGAAAAGUUAACAACCUGGAAAGAUCUAUUAGAAGUAGCCACUAGAUGAUUCAAAAUUGCACGGUUUUUUAUAUUGUAACAUGAGUAUUACAUGAUUUGAACACAUUAAGAAGAAAUACAUGCUGUAAUUGGAAUACCAUUGUCAAAUCCAUUAUCCAAUCCAAUUUCUUAGAAGUAGCAACAAGAUGAAGCAAAAUUACACAAUUCUUUGUAUUCUAACAUGAAUAUUACAUAAUUUGAACUUUUUAGCAGAAAUGCUGAAAUUGGAAUGCCAUUGUUAAAUCUA
This is a messenger RNA of Erigeron canadensis, 1764 nucleotides long. RefSeq names its product NADPH:adrenodoxin oxidoreductase, mitochondrial. NCBI's taxonomy places the organism in Eukaryota, Viridiplantae, Streptophyta, Magnoliopsida, Asterales, Asteraceae. The transcript has 13 exons. The record is from RefSeq and is a predicted model, not a curated record. The coding region runs from base 76 to 1527 and encodes 483 amino acids. Gene Ontology annotation, molecular function: oxidoreductase activity.